This is a messenger RNA of Agrilus planipennis (emerald ash borer), 794 nucleotides long. It is a transcript of the gene Csl4, whose product is annotated as exosome complex component CSL4. Gene Ontology annotation, molecular function: RNA binding. Lineage: Eukaryota; Metazoa; Arthropoda; Insecta; Coleoptera; Buprestidae. Gene Ontology annotation, cellular component: nuclear exosome (RNase complex); cytoplasm. Gene Ontology annotation, biological process: RNA processing. Bases 81 to 680 code for a protein of 199 amino acids. The record is from RefSeq and is a predicted model, not a curated record. The transcript is spliced from 4 exons.
UUUCAAUAAUAAAGUUUAAAUUAGGUUAAGGUUAUAAACCUUUUUUGUUUUGGACAUAUUUUUAUCAGAGGAAAAAAGAUAUGCCAGAAAAUUUAUUAGUUUGUGUUCCUGGACAAAGACUUUGUCUUUCAGAUAAAAGUCAUAUUGCUGGACAGGGAACUUAUGAAAGAGGGGGCUACAUAUAUUCUACAUUGGCUGGUUUGGUUGAUGUUGUUGAUAAUGAAGGGGUGAAAGUAAUAGAAGUCCAUAGUUGUGGAGAACAAACAUUGGUACCUGCACAGGGAGAUAUUGUUACUGCUCAGGUUACAAUUAUAACUCAGCAGUCAUGUAAAUGUAUUAUAAAAUGUAUUGGGGAUACCGUUUUAAGCAGACCUCAUCGUGCAAUUUUGAGAAGGGAAGACAUUAGAGCUACAGAAAAAGACCGUGUUGAAGUAUAUAAAUGUUUCAGGCCAGGUGAUAUAAUUCUAGCAAGAGUUCUUCCUAUAACAGAGGCACAUUCCUAUCAGCUCUCAACUGCUGAAAAUGAAUUGGGGGUUGUUAUGGCCCAUUCAGAAAAUGGCCAUCCCAUGGUACCCAUUAGCUGGACAGAAAUGCAGUGCGUGAAAACAUUUGUCAAAGCUCCUAGAAAAGUAGCAAAAGUGGUUCCAGAAAAUUUUAAAAUGGAUUCAGAUGAAACAUGAGACUAAUUGUAUUAAAACUUAACACUGUUAGAUUUGUGUUGAGGUUAUGUGCAUUUUAAUGCUGUGCAAGUGGCAGAGGUUUUUAGAAGCACGUCUCAUUUUCAUUCUGGAUUA